Molecule: messenger RNA, 5254 nt
Organism: Piliocolobus tephrosceles (Ugandan red Colobus)
Lineage: Eukaryota; Metazoa; Chordata; Mammalia; Primates; Cercopithecidae
Gene: OPRL1
Product: opioid related nociceptin receptor 1
Exons: 5
Coding region: 2262-3374 (370 amino acids)
Biological process (GO): sensory perception of pain; neuropeptide signaling pathway
Cellular component (GO): neuron projection; plasma membrane
Molecular function (GO): nociceptin receptor activity; neuropeptide binding
Source: RefSeq, a predicted model, not a curated record
CUCUUCGUGUGGGACUUCCACGACACUCCAGUGUGGAGGCAGGAGAGCGGGGCCCCGUAUGCUGCUUGCCCUGCUUGGGAAAGAGGAGGCUGCUGGAAAGGACCGAUCGGCGGGCACGCCAGCCCGGCCCACCCCUCGCCUCCGUGAGCUUCGUCUGUAAAACUGGGUUAAGAGCCUGUCGUGCUGUGGGGGGUUCCCAAGGAAGGGGGAGAUUCCUGUGCUGCGGGGCUGGGGAUAACUGGGGGUGCGGGUUCGUGCAUCCGGAGUCAUGCCGAAUGUCUCCUGCGGGGCCUGGCAGAGUCCCUGCUGACCCGUGUGUCCCAAGAUGUCCUACAGCUUAAAACCACACUCUCCCCUUUGCCACGAACGCCCUGUCCCUUUGGCCGACUCUUCUCAUCCUUUAUGACUCGGUACAGACGUGGGUCAGGCUUCUUAUCGCAGCAUGCUUUGGCCUAGUGUCAGGGUGGCCCUGACCCUGCUCCGGAAGUGUCUGCAGAGCAUCUGUGCCCCCCACCCCUCCUCAGGCCCAGCUGUGUGCAGCUCCUGUCCUACCCAGCACAAGCACCCGACCCGGAUAGCUCCCCGUGUCAGGGUCCUGUUCAUCAAAUGCUUUCCAAUUGCACAGGUCGGGUGCACACCUUACACCUUCACAGAACUCUGAGGGGUGGAAAGGGAGAUUUUACUUGUGUUCCUCAUUCAAUGGACAAGUAUCAGUAUCUGGGUGCCCCUGUGGGCCAGGCAGUGGGACCGGAAGCCAGCAACAUAGAUGGGCCUGGAUCUGAUGUUAGGGGCAUAGAGUGAGUUGUGGGGAGCAGGCAGGGAAGGCCUGAGUGAGAGGCGGGAGGGCUGAGGAGGGGAGGGUGUUGCGCUGCUGAGGGGCCCAGGGCCUGAAGGGGGAGGUCAGAGGUCAGAGGGCCCUGGAGGACAGACUGCCUCUCGAAGCUGUACCCAGAGGCCUGGCUGACUUGAUUGCAGAACCCUGUGAGUGCCAUGUUGUCAGGCCAGGCAAGCAAAGGCAGGGGCCAGGAAGUCGAUAGGGACAAGAGGCAGGCUGCUUCUUAGCCCAAAUAACACUCCUGAGAGGUGGGCACAGGUGAGGUCAGGGAAGCUCAAUGAAGAUGGGCUAGCACCUGGUCCAGGCCACGCACAACCAGCUGACCCCACUGAGCUGGCCUGUUGUCUCCGCUGUGGGAAAAUGCAGGUGUGGGCAGCUGGCAGUGGGUGAAGGUCAGUGCCCUCCCUGCCCCCUCGGGUCACUCUACAACCCCCCAGUCAUUCCCCCAUCUCCUCUGGCCCCUUGGGCCUGCUCUCCACUCCCCUGGCUUCUGCCCCCCAGCACAGAGCAUCCCUGAAGUCCAUGGGUGGAGCCAGGUGAGCUGGGCCGUUGAUGGUGGAGGUGGGAUUUGAACCCAGGACCCUCUGCCCCCUCAUAGCCCUCAAUAUAUUGGGCUUUGGACCACAUGCCUUCUUUCCCAUAGAGCUUUCUACAGGCAGGCAUCCCUCCAGGCCAUGCAGAAACGUCCUGGGCCCCAUUCCCCAGUCUCCUUUGCACAUCGAGCCCCCGCUUUUCAUGGGGAUCAAAGGGCUUGAGUGCCGGCCUGACCCUGGUGCAGUCACUGAGGUCACUGUCUUGCUGGCCUUCUCUGGGUGCUGGGCCUGCUGGGCCUGUCUCUGCCCCUCUUCCUUCUUGCCUGUCUGAUGCAGAGUGACCCAUCCCCUUCAGAGCACUUGCUACUGUGGGGCACCAAGACCCUUCUUCAAGAUGAAAUGGAGUCUCAGAGAAAUGAUGAAAUAAUACGUGAUUCUCCCAGUAGAUGAACUCAUUCUAGGUACUCAGUCAAUCCCUAAGACACAGAAUCCUGAGGUCCAGGCUGCAGGGAGUUUGGCCAGAGGACACCAGGGCUGGCUGUCAUCACAUGUCACAGUGUGGGGCCGGCGCAGCCCUGGGCACGGUGACCCACCUUUCCGCAGCCCCCCCACUCCUCCAGCCUGCGUAGCCCCUCCCCCUCUGGAGCUGCAGCCUCCUCCUCCUCCUCCUCCUCCCCUCUGCUUCAGGCUGCCGGGCUCACUCUGCUGCUGCGUCUGGUCUGGCGUCUGCUGAGAAGAUCCUGUACUGAGGCGAGUGGCGGCUGGGCCUCUUCUACCCUGCUCUGCACCUGUGCCAGAUUGCCAGCUGGCUGAGGGUGGGGGUCUCCACGGUGGUCCCAGCUCCCAAGGAGGCUGCAGAGGUGCUGCACUGAGUGGAUUUGCAGGGCGGUGGCAUGGAGCCUGUCUUCCCCGCCCCAUUCUGGGAGGUUAUCUACGGCAGCCACCUUCAGGGCAACCUGUCCCUCCUCAGUCCCAACCACAGUCUGCUGCCUCCGCAUCUGCUGCUCAAUGCCAGUCACAGCGCCUUCCUGCCCCUCGGGCUCAAGGUCACCAUCGUGGGGCUCUACCUGGCCGUGUGUGUCGGGGGGCUCCUGGGGAACUGCCUCGUCAUGUAUGUCAUCCUCAGGCACACCAAGAUGAAGACAGCCACCAAUAUUUACAUCUUUAACCUGGCCCUGGCAGACACUCUGGUCCUGCUGACGCUGCCCUUCCAGGGCACAGACAUCCUCCUGGGCUUCUGGCCGUUUGGGAAUGCCCUGUGCAAGACAGUCAUCGCCAUUGACUACUACAACAUGUUCACCAGCACCUUCACCCUGACUGCCAUGAGUGUGGAUCGCUACGUAGCCAUCUGCCACCCCAUCCGCGCCCUCGACGUCCGCACAUCCAGCAAAGCCCAGGCUGUCAACGUGGCCAUCUGGGCCCUGGCCUCUGUUGUUGGUGUUCCUGUUGCCAUCAUGGGCUCGGCACAGGUCGAAGAUGAAGAGAUCGAGUGCCUGGUGGAGAUCCCUACCCCACAGGACUACUGGGGCCCUGUGUUUGCCGUCUGCAUCUUCCUCUUCUCCUUCAUCAUCCCCGUGCUCAUCAUCUCCGUCUGCUACAGCCUCAUGAUCCGGAGGCUCCGCGGAGUCCGCCUGCUCUCAGGCUCCCGGGAGAAGGACCGGAACUUGCGACGCAUCACUCGGCUGGUGCUGGUGGUGGUGGCUGUGUUCGUGGGCUGCUGGACGCCUGUCCAGGUCUUUGUGCUGGUCCAAGGGCUGGGAGUGCAGCCAGGCAGCGAGACUGCCGUGGCCAUUCUGCGCUUCUGCACAGCCCUGGGCUACAUCAACAGCUGCCUCAACCCCAUCCUCUAUGCCUUCCUGGAUGAGAACUUCAAGGCCUGCUUCCGCAAGUUCUGCUGUGCCUCUGCCCUGCGCCGGGAGGUACAGGUGUCUGACCGUGUGCGCAGCGUUGCCAAAGAUGUGGCCCUGGCCUGCAAGACCUCUGAGACGGUACCGCGGCCUGCGUGACUAGGCGUGGACCUGCCUAUGGUGCCCGUCAGCCCACAGAGCCCAUCUACGCCCAACACGGAGCUCACACAGGUCACUGCUCUCUAGGCUGACACACCCUGAGCCCUGAGCAUCCAGAGCCUUGGAUGGGCUUUUCCCUGUGGGCCAGGGACACUUGGUCCCAGAGGAGGACCUAGUGACAUCAUGGGACAGGUCAGAGCAUUAGGGCUACCUCCAUGGCCCCAGACAGACUAAAGCUGCCCUCCUGCUGCAGGGCUGAGGUGACACAAAGACCUACCUGGAAGCAGCUGCCGUGCUGCUGGAUGGCCGUGACUGGAGCCUGUGCCCCUCCCUGCCCGUGCUUCACGUGACUCUUGGCCUCUCUGCUGCUGUGUUGGCAGAACCCUGGGUGGGAGCACACCCGGAGGAGGAGCAGCGGCUGUGUCAUCCUGUGCACCCUGCGUGCUGUGUGCUGUUUGCAUGGCAGGGCUCCAGCUGCCUUCAGCCCUGGGACGUCUCCUCAGGGCAGCUGGACAGGUUUGGCACUGCCCGGGAAGUCCAACAGGCAGCUUUUCUUUGGGGUGGGACUUGCCCUGAGCUUGGAGCUGCCACCAGGAGGACUUGCCUGUUCUGACUCCACCUGUGCAGCCAGGGCCACCCCAGGAGAGUGUCCAGGUGGGCUGGCCGUCCUUGGCUGCAGACCCCGAGCUGGUCCUGGGCCAGCCACACCUCUGAAGGUUUCCUGUGUGCUGCACGGUGCAGGCCUCAUCCCUGACUGCAGCUUGGCUCUGGGUCCAAUCCCCAUUUCCCUUCAGGAGACCAACGGGAGGCCCUGGCCCAUUCCCUCCAGCAGUGCAAUGAACUGUCACGCUGUGGACCGUCAACCGAGCUCUGCUCCUCGGUGUGUGGCGGGUGUCUCGGGGGGAAGACGCCGCGUGACCACAUGGGCGGCUCUGUUGUUCACAAAGUAGAGGCCUCAUUUUCCUGGUCUUGACUGCUGUUUGGAGCAGGGUGGGAGAAGAUUCUCUGGGGGUCUCCACAUCCUCCCAGGGGGUCUCCACAUUCUCCCAGGGCUCCCCUCACAGCCUCUCCUUUGCUUGAAGCCGGAGGUCAGUGGCCGUGCAGUAUUUUGGGGAAGCUGUGUUGCGGGGCAAGCUGUGUGGAAGGAGAAGCCGGUGACCACAGCGGAGUCCUGCUCUGAUGACGCCUGCUUCAUUUACAAGCCUCAAGAUGGCUCUGCGUAGGGCCUGAACUUGCUGCCCGACGAGAGGAUAGCUUCACAGCAGAGCCAGCAUGAGGGGUGGGGCUUGCCAGGGCUUGCUUGAGCCAAACUUUAAGCGCUGUGGUGGCUACGAGAACACUGGGGGGUGGGAGGGGGUCUCUGUACCUCAGGGGAUGCCCUGCUGUGGUCAACCAGAGAAUCACCGUUCCUGGUCUACAGAUGGAAGCUGCAGGUUGGUGACUUUGCAAAUGCACUUCCUACAGACGAACUAUUAAAAGACCUGCAACAUUGAAAAAACUCAUUUUUUCCAUCAAGACUUUGGCCAGGUAACCUUAGGCUCCUGCCAAGAACAGUAAGUGAUGGCCAUCUCGCCACAGAGCCUGGGCUGCUCCUCCAGCUCUGGGGAGUCUAGGCCGUGGGGACUGUCCCUGGGGAGGCCCAUGCUGUCUCCGUGACAUCUGUGGCAGGAGUCUCUGAGAAUGGGAGCUGCCUAGCUACGGUGUUUUCUUGCCAAGGCUAAGUGUUUUGUGACUCUGUGCUGACGUAAUGUGCAUCUUCACGUAUUUAUGCAUGUGGCAAGCGUUACUUCCUGUGCACGCAGCCAGCCCUGGGUCUGUCUCUGGGGUAAUGAAAAAGGACCCUAAUAAACACCUGCUCACUGGCUGGGUACUCUUCAUAA